CCAUCAACGUGCUGGGUCUGACAUGGCAGCUGAAGCCCUCCGACGGCCCUGUGUUAAACAACGGACUGGGAGCUGGCCUGCCUGUCAACAGCGAUGUGGCCACGCUGCCCUCUGGAGGCAGAGUUUCUUUUCCCCUCACUCCAGGUUCGUGGGCAGGCCGGAACAGCAGUAUAGACACGGGCACCAUCGAGGUCGGGAGGCGAGUGACCCAGGAAGUCCCACCGGGCGUGUUUUGGAGGUCUCUGCUCCACCUCAGCCAACCCCAAUUCCUCAAGUUCAACAUCUCCCUCGGAAAGGAUGCCCUCUUCGGAGUGUACAUCCGCAAGGGCCUGCCUCCCUCACACGCACAGUAUGACUAUAUGGAGCGCCUGGACGGGAAGGAGAAGUGGAGCGUGGUGGAGUCUCCGCGGGAGAGGAGGAGCAUCCAGACGGUGGUCCUCAACGAGGCGGUGUUCGUCCAGUACCUGGACACCGGCGCCUGGCACCUGGCCUUCUACAACGACGGGCGGGAGAGAGAGACGGUUUCCUUCAGCACAAACAUCAUGGAUUCAGUGCAAGAGUGCCCGCGCAAUUGCCAUGGUAACGGAGAGUGUAAUUCUGGCGUGUGCCACUGCUUCCCAGGAUUCCACGGCAUGGACUGCUCCAAAGCGGCGUGCCCGGUGCUAUGCAGCGGCAACGGUCAAUACGACAAGGGCUCCUGUGUGUGUUACAGCGGCUGGAAGGGCCCCGAGUGUGACGUCCCCUUCACGCAGUGCAUCGAUCCGCUCUGCAGCAGCCACGGCUCCUGCACCGACGGCAACUGUGUGUGUUCCAUCGGCUACAAAGGACAGAGCUGUUCCCAGGUGGAUUGCCUGGAUCCGACAUGUUCCAACAAUGGUAUCUGUGUGAAUGGGGAGUGCCACUGUAAGCCGGGCUGGGGGGGGCUUCACUGCGAGCUGCCCAGGGCCCAAUGCCCAGACCAGUGCCACGGACACGGGGCCUUCAUACCGGACACCGGGCUCUGCAGCUGUGACCCUAACUGGAUGGGACCCGACUGCUCUAUGGAGGUGUGCUCAGUGGACUGUGGCACCCACGGAGUGUGUAUGGGCGGAGCUUGUCGCUGUGAGGAGGGCUGGACGGGCGCGAGCUGCGACCAGCGUGUGUGCAACCCGGUCUGUAUCAAACACGGAACCUGCAAGGACGGCAAGUGCCAGUGUCACCAGGGCUGGAACGGAGAGCACUGCACCAUAGACCAUGGGAGCAUGGUAGACAAAGCAGACGGCUGUCCUAACUUGUGUAACGGGAACGGCCAGUGCACCAUGGGACAGCAGAGUUGGCACUGUGAAUGCCAGACAGGCUGGAGGGGCCCAGGAUGCAGUGUUGCCAUGGAGACCUCCUGCGCCGACAACAAGGACAACGAAGGAGAUGGACUCACAGACUGCAUGGACCCAGACUGCUGCAUCCAGAGUCCCUGCCAGAACAGCCCGCUGUGCCGCGGCUCCCGGGACCCCCUCUUGGUCAUCCAGCAGAACCCCCUGUCCCAGCCACGCGUCCGCUCCUUCUACGACCGCGUCAAGAUGCUCGUGGGACGGGACAGCACCCAUAUCCUCCCUGGGGAAAACCCUUUCAACUCCAGUUUGGCAUCUCUGAUCCGGGGUCAGGUGUUGACUACAGAUGGAACCCCUCUGGUUGGGGUGAACGUGUCUUUUGUCAACUAUCCCCACUACGGAUACACGCUGACACGGCAGGAUGGAAUGUUUGACCUGAUAGCUAACGGUGGUGCGUCACUGACUCUGCGGUUCGAGCGCGCCCCCUUCCUGAGCCAGGAGCGCACCGUGUGGCUGCCCUGGAGCCAGUUUUAUGCUAUGGACACUCUGGUGCUUAAGACAGAAGAGAACACGAUCCCGGGCUGUGACCUGAGCGGCUUCGUCAGGCCUGACCCUCUUGUGAUUGCAUCCCCUCUCUCCUCCUUCUUCAGCUCCAAGCCAGGGGAGAAACCCAUCAUACCGGAGACACAGGUGCUGCAUGAGCUGAUCGAGGUGCCCGGCUCGAGUCUAAAGCUGUGCUACCUAAGCUCCAGGACUCAGGGUUACCGCUCCCUGCUCAAGGUGACCAUGACCCCAGCGGUGGUGUCCAUGGGCCUGCUGAAGGUUCAUCUCAUGGUAGCAGUGGAGGGCCAUCUUUUCCAGAAGUGGUUCCAUGCCUCGCCCAAUUUGGCCUACACCUACAUUUGGGAUAAGACCGACGCAUAUGGGCAGAGGGUCUACGGGCUAUCUCAAGCUGUUGUGUCUGUGGGCUAUGAAUACGAGUCCUGUGCCAAUCUCAUCCUCUGGGAGAAGAGGACAGCCCUUCUGCAAGGCUACGAACUGGAUCCCACCGGUCUGGGCGGCUGGUCACUCGACAAGCAUCAUAUACUCAACACACGCAGUGGCAUCCUUCACAAGGGAAGUGGUGAGAACAUCUUCGUGACCGAGCAGCCCCCGGUGGUCCUCAGCGUCAUGGGAAACGGACGGAGGCGCAGUAUCUCCUGCCCCAGCUGUAACGGCCUGGCAGACGGCAACAAGCUGCUGGCACCGGUCGCCUUGGCAAUGGGCACCGAUGGUAGCAUAUAUGUCGGGGAUCUCAACUUUGUGCGAAGGGUCUACCCAUCUAUGAACACAACUGGCAUCCUGGAAUUAAGGAACAAAGAUUUCAGACACAGUAACAACCCGACCCAUAAGUACUUCCUGGCAGUGGAUCCAGUAUCUGGGGCUUUGUUCAUCUCGGACACUAACUCGCGCAGAAUUUAUCGCGUGCGCUCAUUAACGGGAGGCCGCCUGCUGUCGGACAAUGCAGAGGUGGUAGCUGGGACUGGGGAGCAGUGCCUGCCAUUUGAUGAGCGCUGCGGGGACGGAGGCAAAGCCACUGAAGCUACACUUAUGAGCCCCAAAGGUGAGCCACUGGCAAAAACUCUAAGGAAUUAA
Molecule: messenger RNA, 2942 nt
Organism: Notothenia coriiceps (black rockcod)
Lineage: Eukaryota; Metazoa; Chordata; Actinopteri; Perciformes; Nototheniidae
Product: teneurin-2-like
Exons: 17
Biological process (GO): heterophilic cell-cell adhesion; neuron development
Cellular component (GO): neuron projection
Molecular function (GO): protein heterodimerization activity; cell adhesion molecule binding; protein homodimerization activity
Source: RefSeq, a predicted model, not a curated record